Messenger RNA from Haemonchus placei, 348 nucleotides. The record is from the annotation of a GenBank genome assembly. NCBI's taxonomy places the organism in Eukaryota, Metazoa, Nematoda, Chromadorea, Rhabditida, Trichostrongylidae.
AUGCCGAUUAGCGAUCUUGAAAAGAAAUGGACCGGUAUGAAUUUUGAUAUCGCUGCCGAGGAAAUGCGACGGCUGAAGAAGGAACCUACUGACGAGGAGAAGCUUAUUCUCUAUGGGCUGUAUAAGCAAAGCAUUCACGGCGACAUCCCGCCAAAGGAUAUUUACGAGAAACCAAAAGAUGAUGAGGUCGCUCUGAGAAAAUACGAAGCAUGGGCUGCGAGAAAAGGCCAGCACGUGCAUAGCGCUCGUGAAGAAUACGUUCGUUUUGCCGAGAAAAUGAUCCAGAAGUAUCACAGACAUAUCUAUCGUUGCAAAUGGAACAGUGAAGUAUGGUCGGUGGAUUAUUGA